AUCUGUGUUUCAUAGUUAUCAGUAAUAGCGUCAGCAAAUAUAACCUCAAGAAAAUAAUAUAAUAUUGAAACUACGGCGCUUUUUUUACUUUCGUUUACAAUCUAAGCAAGGCAUCCAAGUGUUCAACAAUCCAAGUGCUUUGAAACUAAACCAGUGCCAUAUAAAUGCGGUUGAGAUCCUAGUUUGCUGAACAGUUUUAUUAAGUCUGGCGACUUGUAGCUCCAAAUAUUAUAUAUUCCCUAUACCUCUGCAUGGUGAAACUAAUGUCCUUAUUAUAAGGCGACCCAACACGAUUGAUUUAUCAAAAUGUUGGCCUAAAAACUGUGAAGCCUGAAAGAAUGCUAUGAUAUAUGUGUGGCUUGGGUCAGUUGGGAAUCGAAUGCGCCAAACUUCUGCGGACGCAGUAUGGUAGCCACAAUGUGAUUCUCUCGGACAUUAUAAAGCCCAGUCAGUCGGUCCUGGAGAAUGGUCCCUACAUUUUUGCCGACAUCCUGGACUUUAAGGGCCUCCAGAAGAUCGUUGUGGACCAUCGUAUCGACUGGCUGAUCCACUUCUCGGCUCUACUGAGUGCAGUGGGGGAACAAAACGUUCCACUGGCUGUGCGGGUCAACAUCGAGGGUGUUCACAACGUCAUCGAACUGGCGAAGCAGUACAAGCUCCGCAUCUUCGUACCAAGCACAAUCGGAGCUUUCGGCCCCGACAGUCCGCGCAAUCCCACGCCCAAUGUUACGAUCCAACGGCCGCGCACUAUUUACGGCGUUUCCAAGGUGCACGCCGAGCUAAUUGGCGAAUAUUACUACCACAAGUUUGGACUGGACUUCAGAUGCCUGCGCUUCCCCGGAGUGAUUUCCAGUGAUCCGCCGGGCGGAGGCACCACAGAUUACGCAGUGGCCGUUUUCCAUGAAGCCCUGCGACAUGGAAAGUACACCUGCUACCUGCGUCCUGACACAAGACUGCCCAUGAUGUAUAUUGAAGAUUGUUUGCGAGCUCUCCUGGAGUUCAUGCGUGCACCCAAUGAGCAGCUAAAGCGCCGCGUCUACAACGUUACCGCCAUGUCCUUCACUCCCGAGGAGCUGUUCGCCCAGCUGGGCAAGCACGUGCCCAAUCUGCACGUGACUUACAAGCCGGAUAGCCGCCAGUUGAUCGCAGAUGCCUGGCCGCAGGUGUUUGAUGACUCUGAUGCGCGGAGGGACUGGCACUGGCAGCACAAGUACGACCUGGUCAACCUGGUGGAUUUCAUGAUCAAGGACGUGCAGGAUAACUACAUCAAUGUGCAGCCAGAGCAGCAAACUCUGCAGAUCUAAAACGUGGGAUCAAACAACCGCAUCUAGUAUUGCUAAGUAAUGAAAUUCAAUCGCAUUUAACACUGCAUUUAUCUAGUGAAUAGCAACACAAACCACUGUACCGUUACCUUUUAAAAUACAGUAAGGCAUUUAUUGGAAA
Molecule: messenger RNA, 1443 nt
Organism: Drosophila teissieri
Lineage: Eukaryota; Metazoa; Arthropoda; Insecta; Diptera; Drosophilidae
Gene: Tdh
Product: L-threonine 3-dehydrogenase, mitochondrial
Exons: 6
Coding region: 351-1304 (317 amino acids)
Biological process (GO): L-threonine catabolic process
Molecular function (GO): L-threonine 3-dehydrogenase activity
Source: RefSeq, a predicted model, not a curated record